Molecule: messenger RNA, 885 nt
Organism: Eruca vesicaria subsp. sativa (arugula)
Lineage: Eukaryota; Viridiplantae; Streptophyta; Magnoliopsida; Brassicales; Brassicaceae
Source: the annotation of a GenBank genome assembly
AUGGCGGAUCGGGUUAAAGGUCCGUGGAGCCAAGAAGAAGACGAGCAGCUACGGAGAAUGGUGGAGAAAUACGGACCGAGGAACUGGUCGGCGAUUAGCAAGUCGAUUCCAGGUCGAUCUGGCAAAUCGUGUCGAUUACGGUGGUGCAAUCAGUUAUCUCCGGAGGUUGAGCACCGUCCGUUCUCGCCUGAGGAAGACAAUACAAUCAUCUCCGCUCGUGCAAAGUUCGGCAACAAAUGGGCCACAAUCGCUCGUCUUCUCAACGGACGCACGGACAACGCCGUGAAGAAUCACUGGAACUCGACGCUAAAGCGAAAAUGCGUAGAAGGGGGAGGAGAUUCUAAUCUCAUUGCGACGGAGAACGAUCGGCAGAAGAGGAGGAGAUCGGUGAGCGCUGAAUCUGCUCCUCUGGUGGACACUGGGUUGUUGUUCAUGAACCCUGAGAGUCCCACCGGAGUAAGUGACUCCAGCACGAUUCCAUCUCCGCCGUCUCAGUUUUUGAAGCCAAUGCCGGUUUCCGGCGGAUUCACGCUGCCGUCACCGGUGGAAAUGUCUUCGUCGGAGGAGGAUCCGGAAACGUCGUUGAGCCUGUCACUGUUACUUCCCGGAGCUGAGGUCGGUCAGGAGUUGAAGAACACGGGUUUGAGCAACAAUGCGUUGCUGUUUCCGCGGUUUAAGAGUCAGAUGAAGAUUAAUGUAAUGGAGAGUGAAGAAGGACGUCGAGAUGAGUUUAUGAGGGUGGUGCAGGAGAUGAUUAAGGUGGAAGUGAGGAGUUACAUGUCUGAGAUUCAGAAAAAUGGUGUUGGCGGGUUAGUUGUCGGAGGUUUGUAUGAAUCUCUUAACGGAGGUGUCAUGGAUAGUGGAAUAGUACCCAAGGUCGAGUAG